AUGGAGCAUUCCGAGAAUCAAGAAAUUGACUACGCGAUUGCACGAAAAGCAAUUUUCGAAGAAUUCAAAGACCCACUGGUCAUCGCUGAACAUUUCCCAAGACAGAUAUCGGCAAAAAAGGCGCUUAAAAAACAACAAAAGCGGAAACUAGCCAUCGAAGAAGAAGAGCGACGAUUUUAUGAAUACGACAGUGACUCGGAUAUGUCAACAUGUGAGCCGGAGGAGUACAACGAACGGAUCAAGAAAGAAGAAUUGAAAGAUGAGGAUGUGACGAACGAUAUAAAGACUGAAGCACAACUUGACAAAGAAAUGAAAGAAGAACCGAAAGAUAUAGAUUUGGAGAAAGACAUCAAGACUGAACCUCCAUUUGAGGAAUAA
Molecule: messenger RNA, 378 nt
Organism: Oikopleura dioica
Lineage: Eukaryota; Metazoa; Chordata; Appendicularia; Copelata; Oikopleuridae
Source: the annotation of a GenBank genome assembly